CACGAUUCGGUUCCCCCCAUCCUUCACCCCAUCUGCAGAUCGUGCUCGCGCCUUCGCUCCUCUCCGACUCCUUGAUUUUCUCAAGCCUCGGUCCGGUGCGGCGCGGUCUGUGACACCGCGGUCUGUGCACCCCCAGUUCUGGGCCCUCCGUGCGAAUGCAGAGGUAGCGGAGCGAUGUGGUUCGCAUUCCUUGGCCUGGCCUUCCUUGCCGGUGUGGCAGGGCACCAGGUGCGGGCGCCCGAGACACGGCCCGCCAAGGUGGAGGUGCUGGUGAACGGCAGCCGCCCCGAAGAGCUCUUGGAGUCGAGGAUCCGCUUGGGACCUUUGGUUCAGAACGAGAGCAAGUUGGACGCCUUUGGCUACGCCAAGCAUCCGAAGAAUGCGUUGGAUUGGCAAGACCUUCGACGCAUCGUGAAGGGCCGCAAGUGCUCCAACGAGAAGGCCGACGAGCAGUGCGGCGACCUGGUGUGUCGGAAGGGCCUUUGCAGCUUCUGCACGGAGGACUCGGAGUGUCCAUCGCUCCACCAGUGCGUCGGCUCCAGGAGCGAGGGAUGGCGCUGCCGCGCCAUGGAGCGUAAGGCAUGGGAGUCCGCCUGGUUUGAUAGAAGUGAGAAGUUCUGCACCUUCCUCAUCCUCGUGUCCUCUGCCUUGGCAGCGGCCUCCGGGACAGGCGGCGGCAGUAUCUUCGUGCCGGUGCUCAUCUCUUUCUCCUAUUUGCAGGAGUCUGCGGUGGUGGCCCUCUCGCAGUUCAUGAUCCUCGUGGGCUCCAUUGUGAACCUGUCGGUGCUGAUUGCGCGUAGGCAUCCAGACUUCCCGGAGCUGCCAGUCAUCGACUAUGAUUGCAUCGUCGUGCUGAUCCCCAUGCUUUGCUUGGGCGUGACCUUAGGCGUUCUGGUGAAUCGAUCUGCACCUUCCUGGCUGCUGCUGUUGCUCCUCUGCUCCACCUUGUGUCUCGCACUAUGGCGUACGGGAACAAAAGGCCUGAAGCAAUUGAAGAAGGAGCAGGAGCAGCUGGACCAUCGUCCAGAGGAAGAGGUGCCGGAAGCCGAACCCGAGGCGGUGAUGAGCUACCCGGAGGUCUUGAGGGAGUUGGUCGAGGCGAAGUCAGAGCAGAUUGCGGGCAUCGGCAUGGUUUGGCUGCUGAUGCUGGUGGCAAGUUUGCAUGGUCUCCCCUAUUGCAGCGCCAAGUAUUUGGCCUUCGUGAUUUUGCUGGCCACCUUGCUCAGCACCUUUGCGAUGGUCAUGACCUGGCGGUUUCAAGCCACCUCCUAUUUGAACCCCAUCGACUGGCUCAACGGAGGGGGCGAGGACCGGCACCCCAUGCUUUUUCCCAUGGUGGCCUUCGGUACCGGCUUUCUUGGAGCGAUGCUAGGCUUGGGCGGGGGCAUCCUGCUGAGCCCUGUCCUCAUCGAGGUGGGUAUGCACAGCGAAGCAGUGCAGGCCACCGUUGCGAGCUUCGUCUUCCUGUCCAGCUCUUUAGCCACCAUCCAAUACUUCAUGAUGGGUCAGAUCGUGUGGCACUACGCCGUGUGGUACGGUCUGGUGGCGGUGCUCGCCACCUUUCUGGGGCAGACUGCGUGUGAGGUCUUCAUCCGUAAGCGCCGGCGCUAUUCCUUCAUCACGCUCUCGGUCUCCUCGGUGCUCUUCCUGUCGUUGGUGUGCCUUUGCGUGGUGGGCACCAAGACGGUGAUGCACGACUACGACAUGGGCAAACCGCUGACCUUCACUUUCACUCGCCUUUGCGAAAGUGGCCGCGGCUCGAUCAUCCGGCCCAACAUCGCCAUGGGCCACGAUAUCGCGAUGCUUCAUGCCGGAGCCCAUCAGUGAGAGGGCAAAGUCCUUUCCGAAACGAAUCAAAUGAGAAAAGCCAACUGAGGACUCAGGAGGUGGGCGGUGUGGAU
This is a messenger RNA of Durusdinium trenchii, 1901 nucleotides long. Lineage: Eukaryota; Dinophyceae; Suessiales; Symbiodiniaceae. The record is from the annotation of a GenBank genome assembly.